Messenger RNA from Plasmopara halstedii, 1098 nucleotides. RefSeq lists its product as uncharacterized. Lineage: Eukaryota; Oomycota; Peronosporomycetes; Peronosporales; Peronosporaceae. The coding region runs from base 1 to 1098 and encodes 365 amino acids. The record is from RefSeq and is a predicted model, not a curated record. The transcript has a single exon.
AUGCCUCCACGUCGAGCUGUCCGAUUUCCAACACCAUCAAUGCUGACUGUCAUGCUUCUCGCGCUUGUUGGGAUUGGUGUGGUGGUGGAUGCCUCCAAGUGUAAUGUGAAGCAAAAGGACUCACUUCCACCGAAAAGUGUCACCCAGGAGAGUGAUGUGUUUACUCCUGCUACGACCGAAACACCUGCUGUUCAAUCUGAAUCUGAUCUGAAUACAUUAACAUCUAAUUCAACUGUUACUGGAUUGUCCGACUCAACUCAAAGUCAAACAUCCACUAAGAAAUCGUCUGCAUCGUCGGGCGGCCAAGCUACGUUUGGUAAACUUACUUCCACCAGUAAUGAGUGCGUAUUGGGCAAUCCAGACGCAGGAGAUCUCACGCGGGAACAGGUUGAUUGGGUCUGGAAAAACACAAUGGAGAAGUAUGUCCCUCCUUUUAAGAAUCUAAUCUUCGAUCAGCUUGUUACGAAUAAAGGCAAACUCAGCUAUUGUGUGCGAUGGGACACUGACGUCAAGCUUACAAAGGCUGUUGCUUCCAAGUUUGAAGCGAUUCUUAAUAAACAGAUGAAUCUAUGGCACCGCUGGCUCGUUGGCUACCAGUGCUGGCCGUUUGAAAAGGUUGAAAUCACUGUGGUGGCCUUUGCCGUGAAAGACAAGUCCAUCAUGGAUUGGUCGGACGACUCCCUUGGGACGAUCUACGAAGGUCUUUUGGAUACCGAAGGUAGUCCGAAAUGCCCCGAUGAGUGUUACAAGCAUCAAGGCCAAGUCGAUCGUGCAGACACGAGUGGAUGCAAAAACGAACCAUUUGACAUGUCGUUCUGGCCAUCAACUAAGCCUGGAGAAGGCGCGAUCGGAACAGGAGGUGAUUGGGGUCAGCGCGUUGAAGUGAACGACAUGCUCAACACGAUGGAUGGCGACGAAAUGAUGGUUCUCUUGCAUGAAAUUGGUCAUGGCUUCGGAUUGCCAGAAAUGUAUUUAGCCGAGAACAAACCUGCUGAUUAUCCACCGUGUGUGAUGGACAACAGCCUCACACUCACAGAUGGCGAUGGUUGGCUCCUUCGUAGUAUUUUGGAGAAGAUCAAAUCUCGCUAUGAUUUCUAG